Molecule: messenger RNA, 6549 nt
Organism: Prorocentrum cordatum
Lineage: Eukaryota; Dinophyceae; Prorocentrales; Prorocentraceae
Source: the annotation of a GenBank genome assembly
AUGGUCGCUGCCCUGAACUUGGUCACCGACACGAACGCCCUUAGCGACCAGCCGCCGGCGCUGAGCGACGGCGCGUGCGGGUAUGCCGCCGAGGUCCCGCUGCCGCCCGUGGCGAUUUACUUCUCGUACCCUGGGACUGGCGAGGUCUACGCCAGGUGGCCGCCGUCUCCAAGCGACGGCGGGGCCGCCAUCGAGUUCUACGAGCUGACCAUGAACAACGGCUGGGCCGCGACCAACGCCCCGGACGACCGCGACCACAUCGUGCAGGACUGCGACCAGGGCGACGUCGUCUCGUUCCAGGUGCGGGCCCGGAACGCCGUCGGCUGGGGCGAGUACAGCUCGGCGUUUUCCGCCGUCUGCGCGGCGGCCCCGCCGAUGAUGGACCCUGUGCAGAGGACGAUCUCGACGCGCACGUCCAUCAAGGUGGAGUGGUCGCCCCCGUCGGUGGACGGCGGCGCGCCGGUGUCGAGCUACCGCCUUUACAGGGCUACGGGCAACGGGGCGUUGUACCAGGUGUACGCGGGCACCGACACCGAGUUCGAUUCCGUCGGGCUGGCCACGGGCACGACGUAUCGGUUCGUGGUCACCUCGGUGAACGUCGCUGGCGAGGGGCCCCAGCACGAGCCUGUUCAGAUGCUGUGCUCGGGCACUCCAGGAGCGCCGGUGGACUUCCAGAUCUCGCAGGUGUCGAGCUUCGAGGCGGUGGCCAGCUGGACGCCGCCAGCCGACGAUGGAGGCACUGAGAUUAUUCGGUACGAGAUCUGGUACACCGACGACAUGUCCGCAGGAGCAGCGAUCGACAGGCUCGCCUGGAGUGGUUCUGGCACCGUCUCGGACGUCCUCGUCUUCUCGUCCGGCACGUCCCUGAAGGUGCAGGUCGCGUCGGUCAAUGUCAUCAACGAUCAGAACUACAUCCCCGGCACGAGGGCGGACGCCAUCACGCACUACAUGGCGGUGCCGUCGCAGCCGCCCGUUGUGUACCUGGCCGCGUCCACGCUCCUCUCGGUGACCCUCGCCUGGAGCGAGCCCGCGGACACGGGCGGGCUGCCGCCCACCAGCUACACGGUCCACGUGGACGACGGUCUUGGUGGGCCGUUCACGCAAGUGUACAAUGACAACUUGUUGACCUACACCCACGUUGGGAUGGCGACGCGUGCAGCGCUGCAGUUUGUGGAGCAGUUUGUUCUCAUGUCGCCACCAGCCCGCCUGGCCGCGCGGGCCGGGAUGGCGCUGCGCGGGGGCGGCAUGGGCGGGACGGCCAGGAGGCGGCAGCUCGGCGCGCUGCUGCGGAAAGGGCUGCUGUCGCGCCGGCGGCGCUGGGUGUCCUCGCUGGCGGAGCUGCUGCUGCCUGUGGUGCUGGCGCUUCCGCUCGCUGGAGUGAGGGUGCUCGGCGGCGACGAGGUCGUGCCCGUCAAGACCAGCGUGGAGCGCGCCGUGGAGCUCGGCGACCCCUUCGCCACCAGGUACGCCGCGAGGCUCUGCAGGGGCGGCGCCAUCUUCGCGGUGGCCCCGGAGGGCCGUCUCGGGCGCGAGUUCCGGGCCUUCCUCCGAGGGCGCUUCGCGCUGCUCGGGGUGUGGCCGUUUGGUUGGCCGAGGCUUGUGCCCUUCCCGAGCAGGGAGGAGGUCGACGGCUACGUGGCCCUGGACGACUACGGCAGCAAGGCCCGGCCAGCCCUGUGCGGGGCCAUCAGCUUCGACGACGAGCUCGGUGGCCAGUACACGCUGCGUCUCAACGGCACCAUCGGCGGCAACAGGAACGCCCCGUGCGGCGGAGUGGACACGCGGAGGACCACGACUGGCCGCGCCAUUGACGCCAAGCUCACGUCGAAAGAUUGGUACGCGUGCAGCGGAUUCCUGGCGCUGCAGAAGCUGGCCGACGAGUUCCUGCUGGAGCGGCAGGGGAUAUCCACGGAGGGCCCCUGGCGCCUCGACCUGACCGCGGUACCCUUCCCCACGCCAUCGUACAAGAGCCGGAACGCGCUGUCCGCCGCGCGUGAGGUGAUCGCUCUGGCGAGCGUGCUGUUCUUUGCCUACGCGGCGGGGCAAGCAGCGGGACGUGUCGUGGCCGAGCGCGAGAUGAAGCUGCUGGAGGCGAUGAAGCUGAUGGGACUGGAGGACCACGUGCGCUUUAUAGCGCACGUUGCCGAAGUGAUGCCUAUGUUUGCCAUAUAUGGCGCGGAGUUUGGGGUGUCGCUGUCGCUGUGCGUCUUCACACGAUCCUCGCUGGUCCUGCUGGUCACGUUCUUCUCGGCGGCUGGGCUGGCCAUGGCGACGAUGGCGCUUGCUGCCUCGGCCUUGUUCGGCAUCGCCAAGACUGCGUCACUGUCCGUGGUCGUGGGGUCCUUCCUCCUCAGCAGGUUCCCGGUGCAGUCGGCCUGGGCGUGUCUGUUGCCGCCUGUCGCGCUGACGCAGGGUCUCAACCGGAUCGUUGAAUUCGAGCUGCAAGACAUUGGAUUGCAGCGUUCGAACAUUUGGGAUGAGCUCGGCUUCAGCUGCUCCAUGGGCUUCUUGCUGGCGCUUCAGAUUGUAAGCGUACCAUCGUACCUGGCCAUUUGGAUUUAUCUAGAGCGCGUUGUCCCACGCCAGUACGGGACGGCCCCGUGCCCUUGGUACCGGCCUUGGGAGCUUGCGGCGGCGAUCCCGUCAGGCCGCGCGGGGGCUCUGGCGGGGGCCGUGAAGCGGCAGCGCGUGUCGUCGGGUGCCGCCAGCGUCGUCGAGGACUCGAUGACGGUGGACUGCAUGGUCGAAGUCAGUGACGUCCGCAAGGAGUUCGUGGUGGAGGGCCGGCGCAGGUCGCACACGAUCGUUGCUGUGCGAAGCUUGGACUUAGGCAUGGCCGAGGGCGAGAUCCUUGCGCUGCUGGGCCACAAUGGCGCUGGCAAGUCCACCACGGUGGGCAUGCUGACAGGCGUUCUGCGCCCCACACGCGGCAGGGUCACAGUGUACGGCUGCGACGUCGCAUUGCAGCCAGCGGAGGCACGAAGGCACCUGGGCGUGUGCCCGCAGUACGAUAUCCUCUUCGAGGACCUCACCGCCGCGGAGCACCUGGAGCUGGCGUGGGCCCUGAAGGGUGCGGGCAAGGGAUCCGCGGUCACCUGCGAGGGCCUGCUGCACGACGUCGGGCUCAGCGGCGCCCUGGGCACCGCUGUUCCCGCGGGCGCGUUGUCUUCUGGAAGGCGGCGCGCCCUUAACGUCGCUCUGGCGUUCGUAGGCGAUCCACGCUUCCUCGUGCUGGACGAGCCCACCAGCGGCAUGGACCCCUUCGUGCGGCGCUCGAUGUGGGACGUGCUGAAGCGCUCCCGGCCUCGCCGCGCCAUCUGCCUCAGCACGCACUACAUGGAGGAGGCGGAGAUGCUCGGGGACCAGGUGUGCAUCAUGUCCGCGGGCGCAAUGCAGUGCUACGGCUCCCCCGACUGGCUGAAGGUGCGCCUCGGCAGCGGCUACACGCUCAGCCUCAGCCGCGCCAGCUCCAGCGGCAACGGCAGGACGCCCUCAGAGUCGAGCACGCGGCUCGCCCUGGAGCAGCUCCUGGAGCGGCUGCCGACCGAGGCGCUGCGCAGGGAGGCCGCGCGCGGCGGGCUGCGCGUGGCCGGCUGCACGGCCGCGGAGGCGGUGCUGAGGCUGCCGUUCCAGGCGGCCCAGGAGCUGCCGGCCCUGCUGCGGUAUCUGGACGAGCAGAAGCACGGGCUCGGCUUCGCGUCUCUGACGGUCAGCGCAACGACGCUCGAGGAGCUCUUCGUCCGCCUCGCCGACGGCGAGGCUGGCGCUGCCCCUGCGCCGCCGCAGUCCUCUCCCCCGGCGCCCGCGGGCACGGCCGCGGUGGCGCGAGGCGCACCAGCCCCGAUGGCGAUGGGCACCGCCGCCAGCAUGUCCGCGCUGGUCGCGGAGCUCGCGCGGCCGUCGGAGGCGGCGCGGGGGCUGGCGGUGCGCCAGGCGGGCGCGCUGCUGCAGCGGAGGUGGCUGUCCGUGCAGCGCAACAAGCGGUCCUUGCUGUGCAUGUGUCUGCUGCCGCUGGCGUUCAACGCGAUCGGGCUGGCGUCCAUCUGGUCCAGCUUCGAGCUCGACUCGCCGCCGCUUGAGCUGCUGGGAACGGCGGCCGACCUCAACCCCAAGUUGGGCGGCGCGGAGCCUCGAGCUGUCCUGCCCUUCGGCGCAAUAGGGAGUUCCUGGCAGAGCGCGCGCCCGUACCAGCUGCUGCAAGGAGGGAUGCGCAUGGGCGUGUGGAACAAGCUGGAUUAUCUGCGUGCGGAUUUGCCCACGAACAAAUCCCUCUGGCGUGCUGUGACGCCCAGGCGAUGGCGGGAGGCCGUGCAGAUCGAGGUCCUGUCCGAGAGCGGCGGCCAGGGCGGCGUGGAUGGCGUCGUCGAUCUGAGUAAGUACAGGGAGAUGCGCGAGAAGGGCGCCCCGGAGUUCGUGAUCCGGAAGGUGAUGGAGAAGGAUGGCGUCCCGAGCGGUGCCGUGCAGCAGUUCUUCGCCGACCCUGGCCUCAGCCCCGUCCCCGGCACCGCGCAGGGCGACAACGGCAGCGUGCGUGUGGCCGUCGGGCUGCAGGACAGGGCGCAGAUCUCGGUGGACUCGGCCCGGCAGGAGGCCACCCUGGAGUUCAAGUUCGGGCAGGCGCCCCUGAGGGCCGACGUCGCCCGGGCCAAGCUGCAGAGGGAGGAGCUCGCCGCCUGCGCCAGCGGCGGCCCAGGCCGAGCAGCGCUGGCGGAGCUGGCCACGGAGAAGCUGGGCGAGGAUCGGCGCGGCAUGGGCAUCUCUUGGUUCCCCCAGGAUAUGCAGUCGGGCGGCGCGCCACCCUUCGCCCAACGCGCAUUCCUCGAGCAGUCGGGGGUCUCGCCAGAGGACGUCAAGACUCUGAUCGCCACCAUUUCCGCGGACUCCGUGCCCCCAGAGUUCAGGGGGCAGCUUGAGCGGUGCGCGCGCUGGCAGGCGUUCGCGCUGGCUCUUCUCAACUCCUCAGAUAAGCAGGCGGCCUCGCGGUACGGCGCCUUCUUCAUUGAGGCGACGCGGCCGGCGCUGCGUCGCGCCCGCCUCGCGGUCUUCUACAACGGCUCCGCCCCGCACAGCGCCCCGCUCUUCCUUGGCCAGCUGCAGCGGGCCAUCGUCGCGUCGGGCGCCCGCUCCGCCGUGGCGGCGAGGGAAGCCGCCCGCGGGGUGCGCGUCGUGAACUGGCCGCUGCCGCUGACGAAGUGGCAGCGCGAGAAGGCGUUCUCCUCCCAGGGCUUCACGUUUUUCACCAUGUCGCUCAUCGGUGCCGCUUUCCUGCCCGCCAGCGUUGCGGCGGACGCCUCGCGUGACGUCUGCGGUGGGAUUGUGCGGCAGCAGCAGGUUGCGGGUGCCCCCGCCUCUGUCUUUGUCGCUGCGGGGUGCGUCGCCGACACCUUGCUUGUGCUUCCCCCACUGCUCACGCAGCUCUUUUUCAUCAAGGCGUUUGAGCUGGCGGUGUUCGUCGACUGCCUGAACGUCGUGGCGGUGCUGCUUGCGCUAUACUCGGUGGCUUCUGUUUUGCAGGCAUACGCCCUGGUCCCCAGCUUCAGGACUCCCAGCGCGGCGCAGAAUGCGGCACUCGCGCUGAACGUGGGCGCUGGCUUCAUCAUGGGCGUCAUUUGCUGGAUCCUUUGCAUCCCCUUCCUGGGAUCCACCGCCAACAGGCUGGGGCGGGCAGUGGAGCUGCUUGGGCGCCUCUCCCCCGCCUUCAACCUGGCGAACGCCAUCCUCACCAUCCCCGGCACCGCGCUGCCGGGCUUCAGCUCCGUCCACGGCCUGGACCCUCUGGACUGGCGGGUGACCGGCGAGGCCCUGGCUGCGCUCGCCGCCAACAUCGUGGCCUUCGGCUCCGUGGCUGUGCUCAGGUCAUGGGGCGGCGGCCCAAAGUUCCCGACCCGCACGGCGGCUGCGGUCGCCGCCGCGGGCGGCAGGACGCCAGGAGCGGGCGGCCCGGUGUUCCUGACGGAGGAUCCGCGUGCUCCGCCGGAGGUGCUCGAGGAGCGCCAGGCGACCGAGCGGGAGCUGCAGCCAGGCCGCGCAGCCGCAGAUAGCGCGGCACUGGUCGUUAGCGAGCUCUCCGUGUCCUUCCUCCGCGGCGGCGGCCGCGCCUGCGGCUCGCGGUGCUGCGGCUGGCGCGCCUGCGAGGAGCAGCCUGCGCUCGGGCCGCUGUCGCUGGUGGUGCCGCGCGGCGCCGUGCUCGGGCUGCUGGGCGUGUCCGGCAGCGGCAAGUCAGUGGCCCUCCGCUGCCUGGCGGGCGCCCUGCCGGCGGAGGCCGCCGUGCGCGGCUCGGCCAGGUUAUGCGGCCGGGCGCUGCUGGGCCGAGCUCGGCGCCGACAGGCAGGCGAGGCGGGCUGGUGCCCGCAGGACGACAACCAGCUGUCUCCGGGGCUCACCGUCGGCGAGCAGAUCCGCCUCUUCGGGCGCCUGCGCGGCCUCCGCGGCCCUGGGCUGGAGGAGGAGGCGCGCUGGCUGGUUCGCGCGCUGGACCUCGGAGCCUACGACGAGCCCCGCGCCUGGGCACCUCCUGAUCGCGACGAUGACGACGACGACGACGACUAG